ACCCACACAAGGAGAUGGGAAUCGAGUACCACAGCCGUGCCCUACGCCAGAGCAGCCAACCCUUAAGCGAUCAGAGAGAGUGCGCCGCAGACCUUGCAGAUACAUUGAAGAAUACUGAUUGACAAUGACUGCUGUUAGUUACCAUUAGAACAAUGUUAGAAUAUUUACUUGUAUAGGUAAAUUUAGAAGUAGACCAUAAGUUACACGUUUGUAUGUUAGGUUACUGUUCAAAUGGAAGAAGUAGUAUUGGGCUACCUGUAGUAGCAGAGGGACUAGGGGGACUGGGGCGAAGUAAGAUGGCGGCCUCCUAGAGCGAUCGGACUACGAUUGUAUGGUAGCACCUUAGAGUAUCUUAGACACAGUAAACGUCUUACUACACUUGUCUCCGCCCUUGGCAUUGUGGAUGCACACACACUCCUCCUUGGUCUGUUUAGGCAUGCAAGUAAAGUCUUUCAGGGGACCAUUCUGGAUGCAUUAUAUCUUGAGUUAGCAAAGGCUUGCGGCAUACGCACACAUCCAAAGGAUUUUGGAACGUUUUCCAUUAAUGUCAUGAAGAAUCUCCAAAUGCAAGGCAAACCCAACUUGGUUUACAAAUGGUGCCAGUACCUUCAUGGGGUUAACCGAUCCUUGCAGCUAGAUAGGAUGCCAUUUGGAAUGAUCCAGUACCGCAUUGAGUUUUUCAGUUGUACACAUAUAGCACAGAUAUAUGUGUCCCCUGACUAUAAAAUAUGGCUAGACACAAUGGAGGCAGAGUUUGGUGGUGGAAAGUUUAAGCGCUUGUUUCGUGGCCCUAUGUGGAAUGGCUGUGACAAGAAAGACAUUGGUGAUCCCUCAAAGGCCAAACCCAACAUACCAUGCAGAAGCAAACAAGCCCAACUGAAUGCCAUUGCUAAGAGUGACUUCUCUUCUAAGCCAGAAAUACAGACUGAUGGGACUGAUGUGAAGGAAGCCUUACAAGAGUCAUUAUUAAAAGUAUGGAAUGGUGAUGUUGAUGGAGCACUUGAAACCCUACAGGGACUGUAUGAUGACCGACUCCAUGUAUCGCAAGCUCUUAGUGUCCACAAAUUGUGUGGGAAAGAGUUAAGGGACCCAGUAGUGGCUGUUAACAAUGAGCUAAAUAACAACAUCCUGUUUCUCUAUUAUGGGCUUGCCAAGGCUGUUCAACUCUUCAGAAAGAAAUUUGAUCCCCCCAACACAAAGACUGAGAAGUUGAUGUCACUCAACUGGGAAAUUGUUGAGUUUAACACGCUUUUAGAGCAGGCAACUCGCUUUAGAGAAGUAACAAAAGAAAUGUUGAACUGUCUGGACCCUCUUCUUAGCAUGUCCAAAGAUUUGAAAGAGAGUCUGGAAUCCAACAAGGAAAAAAAGCCUCCCAGGAUGUUGCCAGCUUGUGAAAAAAGGCUGGAGACUAUGAUCAGUUCCUGAAGAACCUCUUAAAAAAAAGGCAAUGUGCCACCCACGUCCUAGUGUUCAUGGUAUCUGACGAAUGCAGAGACAAAAAGCCUUAUGCUAUUCCUGUUCAGUAUAUCCCAUACCACACCAUCAGGGAUCGAGAAGUCAGGGACCUCACCAAGCUCAACAAAGUAAAAAUGACCAAAGCUGGGCUUCCUGUUGUUGGUACUUGUACUGAUGGAGAGUUUGAACAGCUUCGAUGUCGAUGCGAGACUAGACCUCUGCAAGUCUGGCAAAAAAGUGCAUGAUUCUCGUGAAAGUGUGGGCAAAAUGAGCAAAAAUACACUCCUCCAGGUGCUUCAGCUACAAGGAGUUGAAAAACAAAAACAUUUAAUACCCAUUUUCUACCACACCCUGGUAAACGUUCGCAACAUAAUAAUCGUUGUGCUCAUCCUAUCAACUGUCAUCUUCAUCGCCGUCCUUAUUGCGUUACUGAUACGAGGGAAGAGCUCUGAAAAUGAUGAAAAUAACGACGAAGAUUCUUCAAUUCUUAUAGCCACUGAUGGUGGAACAAUACGAGGUACUAGGAAUUCAAAUGCUUGGGUGUUCAAGGGGAUUCCCUACGCCAAGCCCCCUAUAAAUGACAUGCGAUGGAAACCACCUUUCCCAUGUGGGCAUAAUCACUGCUGGCAAGGUACUUUUAAUGCUGCUUUUUACGGUAAAGUUUGCCCUCAGUUAAACAGCGAAGAUCAAGUCAUCGGCAGCGAAGAUUGCCUUUAUUUAAAUGUUUGGACGCCAAGUGUAGAUAUCAAGCAGCCUGUACUUGUAUUUAUUCAUGGAGGCGACUUGACUUACGGAUCUGGACACGAUAGGGGGAUUCAUCCGACCCCGGAAUUUGUGAGUAACUUGGGUGUUGUCGGCAUUUCUUUCAACUACAGACUUAACGCGUUUGGAUUUCUGAGCCUAGACGCUCUCUCAGACGGCUCCAAAAGCAAUACGUCUGGAAAUUACGGAUUCAUGGAUCAAAUUAUGGCGUUGUCGUGGAUUCAUACAAAUAUUGCACGUUUCGGUGGAGAUCCCGAUCGGGUUAUACUUCUUGGUCAAAGUUCUGGUGCCACUUCCUCCCUUGCUUUGUUAGUGUCCCCGCUAGCUAAUGGACUCUUUCACGGUGCUAUCCUUAUGAGUGCAUCCCCUGUAUUCAGUAAAUCAGCCAAUGAUGCUUCUAGUGACAACAAGGUUUUUGUCGAACGUAUGGGCUGUGCCCAUGACAGCCUUGCUUCUACGCGUGAGUGCCUCUACCGUUCUAAUGUAGCUAGAAUUAUACAGAAGAGCCCGUGGAAUGUAUACCCUUACUGGAGUAUGCCAGACCUGACCGAUCUUCCGACUCCGGGAUUUUUCAGCGGUGCCUUGGCAACAGUCGAUGGGCAUGUGGUACCAUACCCACCAUUUAUUGCGUUGUCUUCCGGUAGGAGAAUCAACGAUGUACCCGUCAUUUUAGGCACAACAGCUCAGGAGAUAGACUACCUUCCCGGAAAGCUCUUCAACACAAAGGCAGACCUGAGUGACUUCAAGAGAUACGCCAGCGAGAGGCUCUCAAGAUUCCUGAGUGAUGCCGAAAUCGAGAAAGUAUUUUCAAUGUACCUGGUUGAACACAAACAUCCGCGGCUUUCGUACGCUAAUAUCGUCACGGAUAUCCGAGUCACGUGCCCAACACGUGUGCUUGCCGUUGGCGCGUCCACCGGACUGCGUAGUGUCUAUCGUUACGUGGUGACCAACUGGCCUAGUAAGCCAGUCACGCUUGUGGGAGACAAGACCAGUGCUUACGCCUUUCACAUGUGGGAUCUAUUGGCGUUUUUCGGUUUCCCUGAAGCGUUCGGCUAUUCGCCAUCUGCCAGAGAUAAGAGAUUCAUGGCCAAUUUAAGAAGGGAGCUUGGUAGAUUUAUCCAUAGCAAUAAGGUUGAGAGCUCAGGCUGGAAGCCGUAUCCUGAGGUGACCGCUCUUUUCACCGACGGCGGACUGGACUUUGCGCGUUCGUAUUUGGAUAGAGAAUGUGACCUCUGGUUAGGGCAUGGCCUGUUUCCAUAUGGCUGGGUCAACUAGUUUACGUCGAAGACAAAACAAUAUAAAGGCAGAGCAAGACUUUUUUGAAUAAUUUAUUGAGUAUGACAGACAAUCAGUUGUAGUUACACAUUUUCCAAAAUACGUUGGUGCAAAUGGCGAAUGGCACAUGGAAGUACUAAGAUCAAAA
Molecule: messenger RNA, 3640 nt
Organism: Nematostella vectensis (starlet sea anemone)
Lineage: Eukaryota; Metazoa; Cnidaria; Anthozoa; Actiniaria; Edwardsiidae
Product: para-nitrobenzyl esterase-like
Exons: 7
Coding region: 1630-3492 (620 amino acids)
Source: RefSeq, a predicted model, not a curated record